This is a messenger RNA of Arabidopsis lyrata subsp. lyrata, 568 nucleotides long. Its product is annotated as auxin-responsive protein SAUR21. Bases 62 to 349 code for a protein of 95 amino acids. The record is from RefSeq and is a predicted model, not a curated record. Gene Ontology annotation, biological process: response to auxin. Lineage: Eukaryota; Viridiplantae; Streptophyta; Magnoliopsida; Brassicales; Brassicaceae. The transcript has a single exon.
AUCAACAAUAAGCAAUCUAAAAACUCUAAGCUUCAAAAAAAAUCAGGACUUAUAAACAAAAAUGGCUUUGGUGAGAAGUUUCUUUGUUGCAAAGAAGAUAUUUGGAGGCUCAUUAGCCGGAACGAGGAAGUCAACUUCAGCACCAAAAGGGUUUCUUGCAGUAUACGUAGGGGAGAGCCAGAGGAAGCAAAGAUACUUAGUGCCAGUCUCAUACUUGAGGAACCCAUUGUUUCAAGAUCUUCUCAGUAAUUCCGAGGAAGAGUUCGGAUAUGAUCAUCCGAUGGGCGGCUUGACGAUCCCUUGUCCUGAAGAUACCUUCCUCACAGUAACUUCUCGGAUCCAAGGAUGAUCAUCAUUAAAGGAAAAAAACUAAACACUUUUCUUACUGUAGAUAUAUAGAUGACAAUUAUUUCAUUUUUCUUGCUGAAAAUUUUGAUCAUGUAAAUGCCAGUUUUGUGUGAUAAUUAACGAUGGAAUCAAACAAAAGAUCCAGAGAGAUUUCUAACUUUUGUUUAUAUGAUGUGUUUAUCAACAGUUAUAUACUAAAAAAUCGGAACGUUUUGUCAUG